Gossypium raimondii (Peruvian cotton) is the source of this 1943-nucleotide messenger RNA. RefSeq names its product lysophospholipid acyltransferase LPEAT2. Gene Ontology annotation, biological process: phospholipid metabolic process. Bases 110 to 1798 code for a protein of 562 amino acids. Gene Ontology annotation, molecular function: lysophosphatidylethanolamine acyltransferase activity; calcium ion binding. The transcript has 14 exons. The record is from RefSeq and is a predicted model, not a curated record. NCBI's taxonomy places the organism in Eukaryota, Viridiplantae, Streptophyta, Magnoliopsida, Malvales, Malvaceae.
CCCCACUGCAUAAAAUCCCUCCUUUAUUUCCAUUCAUCCAAACCCACACCCAGAAAGAAACCCGACAAAGAAGUUCCUUUCCGCUGAUAUUCGCCUUUGGUUCAGUGAAAUGGCGGAGCUUGAUAUAACGUCACCGCUUCUCUCUUCUCCAUCUUCGUAUCAACCUCAGACUGUCCUCACUGUCCACGACUACCAAGACUCCGAACCCUCCAAUCUACAAUCUUCCCUCCCAACCACCGUUCUUCAUCAGAAUCACAAUCACGGUCGAACCCGCAACGAGAAUGGACACCACAGCUCUCCGAAUCCUUACGAGUUUCUGAGGUCUGGCGGGUUUUCGGUUCCUGCAUCCACCACUGUUGACCCGUUUCGGAACGAGACGCCGUUUAUUUCCGGGAUUUACGAAGUAAUAAAGAUCGUACUAUGUUUGCCGAUUGCUUUAGCGAGGUUAGUCCUGUUUGGGGCGUCUUUGGUAGUAGGUUAUAUGGCGACCAAGGUUGCGUUAGCGGGGUGGAGGGAUAAGCAAAACCCAAUGCCCAAAUGGAGGUGUAGACUCAUGUGGGUCACUAGGGUUUGCGCUCGCUUUAUUUUAUUCUCUUUUGGUUAUCAUUGGAUUAGAAGAAAAGGAAAACCAGCUCCGAGGGAGAUUGCUCCAGUUGUUGUAUCUAAUCAUGUAUCAUAUAUUGAACCAAUUUUUUAUUUCUAUGAAUUAUUUCCAACAAUUGUUGCCUCAGAGUCCCAUGAUUCGAUACCCUUUGUUGGAACUAUUAUUAGGGCAAUGCAGGUGAUAUAUGUCAAUAGAUUCUCACCAACAUCAAGAAAGAAUGCUGCAAAUGAAAUAAAGAGAAGGGCUUCAUGUAAUGUAUUUCCUAGAGUGCUACUAUUUCCUGAGGGAACUACGACUAACGGAAAGGCCCUUAUUUCUUUCCAACUUGGUGCAUUCAUUGCUGGUCAUCCAAUUCAACCCAUAAUUGUUCGUUAUCCUCAUGUACACUUUGAUCAAUCUUGGGGGUUUAUUUCUUUGCCUAAGCUCAUGUUUAGAAUGUUUACUCAGUUUCACAAUUUUAUGGAGGUAGAGUAUCUUCCUCUCAUUAUGCCCUCUGAUCAUCAAAAACAAAAUGCUGUCCGCUUUGCUGAGAGGACUGGUCGAGCUAUGGCAAGUGCACUCAAUGUUGUACAAACAUCUCAUUCUUAUGGGGAUUUAAUGCUUCUCAUGAAAGCUGCUCAGCUACAACAGGAAAAGCCCUGGAUUUAUAUGGUUGAAAUGGCCAGAAUUGAAUCGCUAUACCACAUAAGCAGCUUGGAGGCCGUGGACUUUCUGGAUAAGUUUCUUUCCAUGAAUCCAGACCCCAGUGGCUGUGUUAAACCUCAUGAUUUUUUAAGGGUUCUACAACUAAAGGCUUGUACACUUUCUGAAGAGAUUUUUGGGUUCCUUGAUGUGGAGAAGAAUGGAUCCAUUACAUUUAAGCAGUUCUUAUUUGGAUCAGCUCAUGUUCUGAAGCUGCCACUCUUCAGGCAAGCAUGUGAACUAGCCUUCGCUGAAUGUGAUACAGAUGGAGAUAACUUUUGUACGAAGAAAGAAUUGGCAGAUGUUCUUAGACACACAUUUCGGGAGCUGGAUGAUGAUGAGGUCCAAGGGCUGUUCAAUCUAUUUGAUACGGACAACGAUGGGAGAAUGAGCAGAGAUGAUUUCUUUUACUGCCUGAGGAAGAACCCAUUGGUGAUAGCAAUUUUCUCACCCAGGUUGCUGCGUAAAAACUUGUCAAAAGCUGGCGAUAAGAUGUUGGAGGAUAUUGUUUGAUGGGGUGGAUGAGCCAUGCUGAUGCAGUUGAUAAGAUUUUUGUGUACUAGUAUGUUGUUUAACUUGUUCUGUACGUUGCUCACUUGGUCCCAAUACAUGCUAUCUAUUAAAUAAAUGCGUUGGUACUUAAUUUUCCUCUUAAAAA